Messenger RNA from Cajanus cajan (pigeon pea), 1834 nucleotides. The record is from RefSeq and is a predicted model, not a curated record. NCBI's taxonomy places the organism in Eukaryota, Viridiplantae, Streptophyta, Magnoliopsida, Fabales, Fabaceae.
GGGAAGGUUACGAGUGAGAGGAGGGCAAAAGCCCAAGCCCAAGAGUUCAACGACACAGUCUUCUUGCUCGUUGUGCUGCUGCUAGAGUGCUAGGUAUUGUUCUUAUGCAGAGUUGCACUUUCAACCUUACAUUUCUUCACACUCACUCACCAAUACGCUUCUUCACAGAGAGCUGAAUUGCGAAUACAAAACAGAUGGUCCACAUGCCAGGCUCUCUAAGGGGUUUUCCUAAUCUUGUAUCUUCCUCCCGGAUUGAAAAGCUAGUUUCUCUCUUACAUUCCAAACAAUAUCUGUCACCAUGGCUUCAGUCUGUACGCCAUCUUAGCUUUACCGAUGAUCACGGUAAACAACCUGCUGGAGAAUCUGAUGACUUUUUUUAUCCACAGUCAGACUCAGGUUCAGACUAUAGCAACUGUACCAACGAGGCAUACAAGGUUGAACAAUGUUUGUCGGAAUCAAUUCCAAGUAGACCUUUGAGAGGUAGGGAGCCAAUUAAGCAGCAUCCACAUUUCCGGGGAUAUGAUAGAGGUUCCCAUUCCUUCCCUCUCCGAUUUGAUGACCCUGAUGAAAUGGAUACAAGUAAUAAAUCUUCUCAAAUUAAUCUUGCAUUUGAGGGCACAAAUGUGGCAGAAACAAAUAGGGAUGCUGGUCAAUCAGGAGACAGUUUCCUUGAUAAAUUCAAGCUUGGUUUUGACGAUAAAACAGUGAAUCUGUCAGAUGUUGCAGCAGGCAAGCUAUCUGAAGAAGCAAAGAGGUCAAAUCACAAUCAACCAGCUCAAGAGUCUAUGCCUCAAGAUGCUGAUGAGAUCUUCAAGAAGAUGAAGGAGACUGGUCUUAUCCCCAAUGCUGUAGCCAUGCUCGAUGGUCUAUGUAAAGAUGGUUUGGUUCAAGAAGCCUUGAAACUUUUUAGUUUGAUGCGGGAGAAGGGAACCAUUCCAGAAAUUGUCAUUUACACAGCGGUUGUGGAUGGAUAUACAAAGGCCCACAAGGCUGAUGACGCCAAAAGGAUUUUCAGGAAAAUGCAGAAUAAUGGCAUUUCACCCAAUGCUUUCAGUUACACGGUCCUUAUACAAGGGCUCUACAAGUGUAGCAGAUUACAGGAUGCGUUUGAAUUUUGCUUGGAGAUGUUAGAAGCAGGGCAUUCUCCAAACGUGACAACUUUUGUAGGCCUAGUAGAUGGUUUCUGCAAGGAAAAUGGUGUCGAAGAAGCUAAGGGUGCCGUCAAAAAAAUAACAGAAAAGGGUUUUACUAUUAAUGAGAAAGCUGUCAGGGAGUUUUUGGACAAGAAAACACCAUUUUCACCCUCUGUUUGGGAAGCCAUCUUUGGGAAGAAAGUCCCUCAGAGACCAUUUUAAAUAUCUCAGAUAAUAAGUACUUUUCCAUUUCUAUCUGGUAUUGAUUGAGAUUGUGGCAUAAUCAAAUUUGCAAUGGAAGCAAUAGGGAUCCGCUCUUGUUCUUGUUGUCCCUUUCUUCACUUUUGGACUCACUUCUCACUCGUGUAGUUCGUUGCAUACUUGUGGUAGCUUUGGUAUAAGAUACACAAUUUCUUAAAAUUCCAAACUUGUACUAAGGUUCAUCAGUUUUGAUCUGAAUUUCAAAGCACAGAGAAAGGCUCACACUCUGUUUCUAAAUACUUGUUGCGGAUAAAGGUUCUGAUUGAAUCCUUGAUCUUCGUAGUUUUUCCUGUACUACCUGAUGAACGCAUUGAUGUGAUAUUGGAUGGGUUAUUGAGGGAAUGUGAUGCUUGUUGUGGCUUCCAUCUAUAUAGUAGAUUGGACCCUUUGUAAGUGAAAUUGAAUAUCUCCUUACAUGUGAAGAUCGGGUUGAAAAACAA